GAAAAAAAAGAAAAGAAAAGAAAAAAGAAAUGAAGGAGGUUGGACUAGUAAAAAUACAUUUUUAUAAAUGUGGCAGGAAAGGCUUAAAAUUAUACGUGGGGCUUUAAAAAAAUGUAGUAACCACUGGCACACCCCAAAGACUUCUGGGAUCAGGCGUGAACCUGGCAGGCCCUGAUUGGCUGGAGGCAGCUGCAGUCUGGUAGCUGAUUGGCUACACUGGUAGCGGGAAACUGGUUGUGGUGUCAAGCACCGGGCAUUUUGUGGUAGCCCUCAGCCGAGCUCAAAGCCAGUCUGUGGAGCUCCCUGACAAGAGCCAGACGCCACCUCCUUCUCUACCUCAGCUAUCUGUAAGAUGAGUAAGAGUGGGUUUGGAAGCUAUGGCAGCAUGUCUGCUCAGGGUGGGGCUAGUGGAGGCAGUGACCAGCCAUCUGAGGGAGGUGUAGCUCCGGCUACUAAGACCUCUAGACCCAGGGCCCGAAUCCAGGAUAUUAUACCUUGUUGUGUGAACCAGCUGCUCACCUCUACGCUGGUCGACAAUGUAUUCAAGAUUAGGGGAAUUGUAGUUUCCCAGGUCUCCAUCGUGGGGAUAAUCAGGCAGGCAGAGAGGGCUCAAAAUGGUAUUAUUUAUAAAAUUGAUGAUAUGACCUCGAAGCCAAUCGAGGCCCGGCAUUGGCUUGGUAGAGAUAAAGUCAAGCAGACGACUCCGCUACCAGUCGGAGUAUAUGCUAAAGUGUUUGGCAUCCUUAAGUGUUCCGCGGGAACAAAGAGUCUUGAGGUAUUGAAAAUCCGUGUCCUGGAGGACAUGAAUGAGUUCACCGUACAUAUUCUGGAAACGGUCAAUGCACACAUGACGCUGGAUAAAGGCCGUGAGGAGACCGCUGGGGAAAGUGUGCCUUUGGCCCCAUCACAGAGGGAUGACGUCAGGGAGUCUGAGGAGAGCCUCAUCCGGAAGGAGGUGCUGCGUUUGAUUCACGAGUGUCCUCGACGGGAAGGGAAGAGCAUCCAAGAGCUCCAGACCCAGCUCUGCGGCCUGAGCAUCAAAGCCAUCAAGGAAGCGAUUGAUUAUUUGACCACUGAGGGCUACAUCUAUUCCACUGUGGAUCAGGAGCACUUUAGAUCCGCUGAUUAAGGAAGCAAAAGCAUCCUUUCAUUUUCCGAAGGCCCUUGCCUCCAGCUGUGAGCAAUUUUGAACUGUUGACUUUUAGGAAGUAGGACUUUUCAACAAAAAAUCUGAACUGGCAUCCUUUGGCAACUCGCUGCUUUUCCAACUGCUUUGAACUGUUUGGUUGUUCUAACUAUUUGAAGCUCAGAGGGAGAUGGCGAUGGACAAAUUGACUGGACUCUGUAGAAUUUACCAUCAAAAUAAUGGAAACACUCUAGGAUGGAUGAUUUUGGGGGGGAGAAAAGCUACAGAAAAAGUUGAAAUUUAUUAUUUAGCUUCUUUGUAAAGAAGUAUAGGGGCUUCUUUUUCUGAAAUAUCUACAUAUUAGGAGAAACUAGUUGCAGUCAGGGAGCCAGCUAAGAGACAAAAACAAAAAAAAAAUUUUAUGUGUUUUAACAUUAGACUUAUUUUCCAUGUUUGGACUUAGCUUAUUAUAGUCAUAUUGUUAUCUCUUGCUAAAUAUAGUAAUUGAUUAAUUCGAAUGUGCUAAAGAUAGUGAUUUAUGAAUUCAAAUGCUCAAUUCAAGCACUUCUUGUGUGAUUUGCUCUUAUUACCAAAGGUUUAUGUUUUCUUAAAAUUAAGAUCACAAUGUGUUUAAAUAAAUACUUCAUUUUUGCAGCAUCAUCUUUGAGUACUUUUCUUAAAAUAUGGUAAAAUCAAAUGAUUAUUUCAAAUGCGAUGUGAUAUUUGGAUUAAACUGCAAUUUAUUGUAGUUGCAUGGUACCUGGAUGCCAAACUUUCUGUAAGUUUGAUGUGGUGGUGAAUUGAGGCUGCUAUAUUUAGUAACACACUCUGUUUUAUGUAUAACAGGAUAUUUUUCUUAGAGCUUAGGCAAACAAAAAGUCAUAGGAAUAUGAAACAGCAAGUUUAACGGAAAUUUAUUCUAAUGUUUUAUUAAAAUGCUUUUGAGUGAUUUUUUUUUCUAAGUACAUUUGAAAAAGGUAGCUGGGCCGGAUGGCUCAUACCUGUAAUGUAGCACUCUGGAAGGCUGAGGUGGGAGGAUCCCUUGA
Messenger RNA from Microcebus murinus (gray mouse lemur), 2172 nucleotides. RefSeq names its product replication protein A4 (gene RPA4). Gene Ontology annotation, cellular component: DNA replication factor A complex; site of double-strand break; nucleus. Gene Ontology annotation, molecular function: single-stranded DNA binding. NCBI's taxonomy places the organism in Eukaryota, Metazoa, Chordata, Mammalia, Primates, Cheirogaleidae. The record is from RefSeq and is a predicted model, not a curated record. Gene Ontology annotation, biological process: nucleotide-excision repair; DNA replication; double-strand break repair via homologous recombination.